This is a messenger RNA of Salvelinus namaycush (lake trout), 1219 nucleotides long. It is a transcript of the gene rmdn1, whose product is annotated as regulator of microtubule dynamics 1. The record is from RefSeq and is a predicted model, not a curated record. NCBI's taxonomy places the organism in Eukaryota, Metazoa, Chordata, Actinopteri, Salmoniformes, Salmonidae. Bases 73 to 1002 code for a protein of 309 amino acids. Gene Ontology annotation, molecular function: microtubule binding. The transcript has 10 exons. Gene Ontology annotation, cellular component: cytoplasm; mitotic spindle pole; spindle microtubule.
CUUUCAAAGUCCAGGCUGUUCGGCUCAGACUUAGAAGUGAUCAUUCAGCUCUUGACUUGAUUAGGGAAAAAGAUGUCAGGAGCAACUUUUAUGCGAUUUGCUGCCCGGACUGUGCUAUCGGCACCUGCUUGUAAAGCCGUCAAGAUCCGAGGAUAUCAUCGACAAUACUUGACUACUUUCAGGAGCAAUACCUCUACUAUUAACGGUGGAAGAACUGCAUUCUUUCUCACCUUACCAGUACUAUCUUAUCUAGGCUUGGAAGCCUACAGGAGGGUGCAGAGUGCAACUGUGGUCCAUGCUCUGGAAAAAGCUGAAGAGGCUGUGGAACAAGCAGACUACCUGUACAGCUGUGGGGAGACAGAGAAACUCUACCAGCUUCUGCUACAGUAUAAGGACAGUGAUGAUGCGGAGUUCCUGUGGAGGCUGGCGCGGGCAUCUCGUGACCUCUCCCUCCUCGCUCACAUUGCUGCUGACGAGAAGAAGAGGCUGACCUUUGAGGCGUUUGAAUAUGCCAAGAAGGCCCUGGAGAAAAAUGAGGCCUGCUUCGCAGCACACAAAUGGUAUGCAGUGUGCCUCAGUGACAUAGGCGAUUACGAGGGGGUCAAAGUAAAAAUAGGAAAUUCUUACAUCAUUAAAGAACAUUUACAGAGGGCCAUCGAGCUAAAUCCAAAAGAUGCCACAUCUAUCCAUAUCUUGGGUUAUUGGUGUUUUGCCUUCGCUGAGUUGGCGUGGUAUCAACGUAAAGUGGCAGCCAUGAUCUUCGCCUCUCCUCCCACUGCCACAUACGAAGAGGCUUUGGCGUUCUUCCUGAAAGCUGAAGAAGUGGACCCAAACUUCUACAGUAAGAAUCUACUGAUGCUGGGGAAGUCCUACAUGGCAUUGAAGGACCAGGGGAAUGCUGUGCUCUGGCUGAGAAAGGCACGGGACUACCCCCCUCACACAGAGGAAGACAAGCAGGUCCAUAAAGAAGCCCUUGACCUUCUGAAGAAGCUCAGUGCAUAAGAUGACCUAGUCACAUGGAGGCAAGAGUGCACUGUGUUGAUAAUAGGUGUAAUCUAUGUCUAUCUACUGUAUGUAUAUUUUUGUUCCUAAUGCAAGAGUGUACAUAGGCUAUACUGUACGGCCUUAACAGGAAAUGAUACAUGCUUUUCUACUAACCUGUGUAUAGUGAUUUACAGAUGCUGUGAUUUAACUUUAAUUAAACUUUAUUUUAAUUUAA